AUGGGAAUCGUUGACAAUUUGGAGAAUUGUAUAAUUGAACACGUUUGUGUGUUUAGGGGGCAAGACCCUCAUCAAAGACAGAGUACACAUCUGAAACAAACAAAUCCAGCAUCAGCACGGAUUAUGAAUCAUGUCCCUGGCGACUUAAAUUUGUUUGGGUCUGACCCGCCUCUGCAGUUCCACGACACACACGGGGACAACGUUGAGCUGCAGAACAACAGGGUUCGAGCCCGACGAUACGAAAGUUUCUGCAAGGGCAUUUGCUUUUCUAACAGGCCUAUUGCCAUCAACGAAAAGGUGUACGUGAAGUUUGUGGAGACGAACACUAACUGGAGCGGCGUUCUGCGCUUCGGGUUCACCAGCGUCAACCCGAUGACUGUCCGGGGCUGCGACCUGCCGCGCUACGCCUGCCCUGACCUAACCAACAAAACUGGCAACUGGGCAAAGGCUUUGGGGGAACGGUACACAGCCAGCAACAUCUUGUUGCAUUUCAGCGUCAACAGGGCUGGCGAUGUCACGUACGGGGUUAAUGGAGAAGAGAAAGGGAUUUUCUUUAGUGGCGUGAUCACCUCGCAGCCCUUGUGGGCUUUGCUGGACAUCUAUGGGAACACAGUAACAGUGGAGUUCUCUCAUGCUAAUGCAGAAAUUGAGCCACCUGCCAGUGCUUCACAGUUUGACACAAGCCCUCAGUCUCUAGACUGCAACCACUUCAACUUUUCAAACUUGUCAUCAAGUACUGGCCUCAGCUCUACAUCAGCGCUGGAAUCUGCAUCUAGGGUACACUGGCAUGCCAGAUUGCCAUUCACCCCACUUCAUUUUCACCACUUGCUAGGACGGAAUGUCCUAGUGAGUUCCGACCGCACUCUGGCUACAAGACUGAAGCAUGAGUAUUGCAAUGCUUUUGUUUUUACUGCCAGACCUUUACACUGUGGAGAGACUCUAGUCAUUCAGGUGCUGGCAGUAGAUAGAUCGUUCAUUGGAGGGUUGGGUUUUGGUGUAACUGCCUGCGACCCAUCCACUGUGGAUCCAAGCAGCUUGCCUGAUGAUUCUGACCUGUUGCUAGAUCGUCAGGAGUACUGGGUGGUCAACAAAGAUGUGUGUCGCAACCCGGAAAUAGGAGACGAGUUCAGUUUUCAUAUAUCUCAGCUGGGUGAGGUGAGGUAUGCCAGAAACAAUCAAGCUUCUGUGACAUUGAUGCAUGUUGACAUCUCAACGCCAUUAUGGGCUUUCUUUGAUGUAUACGGGAACAUUCAGAAAAUCAAACUUGUUGGAACAACACUAGAUCCAUGUCAAGGGCGUUUACCCCGAUCACAGUCAUUGAGCAGUUACAGUAGUGUCCCCUCUGGCGAGAAUAUGUCUCCUGGUUUAGUGACCGCAGCUUAUGGAAUGUCAGCUCUUGCUGUAAACAUGCCUCCUACAGUUAGUGGAGGCUCAGGAUCUGCUGGCAUGAACAUUUUACGAAGCAGCAGUAGCAGUAUUCCUUUAUCAUGUUUAUCUUCUUUUGGGGGAACUGCCAGCGAAUCAUCCUUUAGCCACACAGCAUCAGCUCCUUCCACACCUCUGUCCAGUAGUUCACAGCCUCUCUCAGAUGUUGAGGUUGCUGAUUGCAAAGUCUGCUGGGAACGUGUGAUCAAUUGUGUUCUUUACACCUGCGGACAUAUGUGUUUAUGCUUUCACUGCGCAAUGACAAUUCGUGGGGAGAAUGGAUUGUGCCCAAUCUGUCGGCAGGCAAUUGUUGAUGUCAUUAAAUUCUACAAAUCUUAG
Messenger RNA from Candidula unifasciata, 1764 nucleotides. The record is from the annotation of a GenBank genome assembly. Lineage: Eukaryota; Metazoa; Mollusca; Gastropoda; Stylommatophora; Geomitridae.